Molecule: messenger RNA, 1656 nt
Organism: Seminavis robusta
Lineage: Eukaryota; Bacillariophyta; Bacillariophyceae; Naviculales; Naviculaceae
Source: the annotation of a GenBank genome assembly
CAUCAACAAAAUGGGGAAUGGUGAAUCGAAACAACUCAAGUUGAACCCAGUGAAGAGGGACGAUGCGAAUGAUGGAGUGUUGUUCGCAUACAUUUCAGACGCCUGGCAGUCCGAAUUCGUGUCUUUCGACGGCGCCUUUGAGGAACUUGCCAAGUAUCGUAGAGGGAAAGCACCCGAUGAUAUUCGGAAACUGGCGGAGGUUUGUUGUGAAGCCUGGGACAGGCACGAAGAUACCAAAGAAGCAGAUAUCUUUGUGGAGAAUUUUAUGAAGACUGUCGAAGAAAUCUGGAUAAAUCUCACCAGCUCACUCAGCGGUCAAGGACCCCAGGGACGCAACACGGAACAGCUCAAUAAAGAUGAGCGGCGCGCUGCACAGAACGUCGUCAAUAUGUUCGGAGAAAAAGGGAAGCACACCAAAACCCGAGUGCACCAAGUGCCAUCUAGUUCCGCAUGCCAUGUGUUCUGGGGGUUCGUGUGCGAGGUUGCAGGCGGAAUGGACCUGUCUGGAUUUGACGAGCAGAAAAAGAAGUUUGUUCGCACCGAAAUGGCGAGAUGGCUAUGCAAAUUCAAGUUGAAUCUGUUUGCCUUUGCGAAUCCGCACAAUUCUUUUUACGACCUCCUGUGGGAUGGUGAGUGCAGUCAGUGCGUCAUGAUCAUACCAUUGCUCAGUCUGGAGGAGAUUGGAGAAUGGAAGCAGGGUGAUGGCUACCAAGCCUUGAUUUGCUGCAGCACACCAGAUUCCCAAGCGAACUUGGGCAAGUGGAGAAAGCGGUUUAAACUUGAUCACAUAUUCUGGGAACGUAAUGGUGAUAUCGAACAGGCCACUACUGUCUUGAAUGCCCACGUCAAAGCGCUGGCAGAUUCGUUGAUCAAAGACUGGGACAGCUACUUUGACAAAGUGGAUAGUGAUCAUCCUGAAUUUCCAGACAAGAAGCAAAAAAUGAAGUCCGCCAAAGAAUUGCUAGUGGGACAAAGCUUUACGGUCGAAGUGUCAAAGCUUAAACCUGCCAGGAAUGGGAUUGGGCUUUGGCAGCGCAAGAAAUUCUUCAAGAUUGACAUGGGCAAACUCUACAGUGGAGACGACACGAAGAAGCUGAUUCCCGACCCAAGCUUACUUAGUUUCAAGGCAGCUGUGAACUGGUCCGGUCGCACCGAAGAAACCAAGAAAUUGCUCACCUGUUGCUCGCCUCCGGACGACGAGUCUGCCCAGACAUAUUUGUCGGGGAUCCCAUCGAAAUACUCAAUUGGAGAGGCAGUGCUAGGACACAAAAUCAGCCAGUAUGGUGUCGAACACAUCAUCAAUGAACGAAACAAAUUUUUUGAUGCAGAAUUGCUGGAUAAAGAGUUCCACCUCACUGGAGGGAGCGGAGACGAAAAUUCGUCAGUUCUUUCCGACGUUUCUUGGGGUGGUCCUGAAAUCACGGAAGACAGCUUUGGCGGCAUACCAGUAGUGUCUGAGGACUCGUCAAACAAAUAGAGACGAGAGGGGAUCGUAGGGCAUGGGAAUUGAGCUGCCGCGGGGCGGUGACCUGCCGAUGCCAGUUUGCCCUGCGAAGAAGGGGUAAUAAAUACACUACAAUGACAAUGAGAAAAUGUCGUCACCCAAAGUCUAAUUGGAAGUAUUGUAUUCAUUCUAGACAGUAUCACUAUAUUUUA